This is a messenger RNA of Fundulus heteroclitus (mummichog), 3440 nucleotides long. RefSeq names its product nexilin (F actin binding protein) (gene nexn). Gene Ontology annotation, biological process: homophilic cell-cell adhesion; dendrite self-avoidance; axon guidance. The record is from RefSeq and is a predicted model, not a curated record. Bases 189 to 2771 code for a protein of 860 amino acids. Gene Ontology annotation, molecular function: cell-cell adhesion mediator activity. NCBI's taxonomy places the organism in Eukaryota, Metazoa, Chordata, Actinopteri, Cyprinodontiformes, Fundulidae. Gene Ontology annotation, cellular component: plasma membrane; axon. The transcript has 15 exons.
AGCAGCCAGUAGGGUCUGUGCAGACAGUUGUCCCACCUCACCGACGGUCUCACUGCUCUGACUUUUACUUCUUUGAGUUUUCAUUUACAAAAAGGAUUUUUUUAAAAUCAGAACUUGAGGACUACAGCACAUUGAGAAGCUCAGGCCAUAACAAACCCUGUUUGUCAACUUGUCAUCGUGGCACAAACAUGACCGAGGUGGCGCAGGUUACCGCUGUGGACGCUCACGGCGUCGAAGAGGACGUACAUGACAACGAGCACGACAUGAGCACCGGAGACGACUCGGAGGAGGAAAUGAGACAGGAAGAAAACGAUGAGACGGUCAGUGAUGCUGAAGACAGAAGCGAGAGGACACCGGAGGGCAAAGACAAAAAAGCUCACAGAAUGAAAGACAUAACGAGUGAGGAGGCUGAGACAAGACAACUGAACGGCGUGGAGAGCAGACAAAGUGAGAAAGACGAGGCUGUUAAUGGGGUCUCAGACAAUAAGGAACAACAACAGGAAACAGAGGACUCAGAGAACAUGUCUGAUCUGGCUUUUAAGAAAGAGAAGCUCCUGAGGUCCAGGAAGCUUGUGGCCAGAAGCUACGUGCCCAAGCUGAACAAAGGAGACGUGACGACCAAGUUUGAGGCCAUGCAGAAAGCCAGAGAGGAGCGCAGCCGGCAGAGGAACAGGGAGGAACAGCAGAAGAGGAAGGAUCAAUACGUCAAGGAGAGGGAGUGGAACCGCAGAAAGCAGCAGAUAAAAGAACUACUCGCUUCCAGUGAUGAGGAAGAGGAGGUGAAACAGAAAAAGGUGGAAAAGUCCUACGUCCCCAAAAUCACAGGUAGUGUGAAGGGCAAGUUUGCAGAAAUGGAGAAACAAAGACAAGAGGAGGAGAGGAAGAGGAUGGAGGAGGAGAGGAAGAAGCGAGAGGCCCAGGACAACAUGGAGAAAGCCAAAAUCAAGAAGGAGCUGGCUCAGAAAGCUGCUGAGGAAGGAGAUGACACAAUCCUGAUACGCGUGGUUCCCGCGAAGCAAUCAAGACCUCCAGGGAAAAUCAAGAUGAACUUUGAGGACAUCGAGAAAAGCCGAGAGGAGGAGCUGAAAAAAAAAGUAGAGGAGGAGAAGAAGAGACGAUAUGAUGAACACAGACGCUCCUUCAGAGAAGCCAAGCGGCGCUCUGUUCAACAGGAUGAAGAGGAGAAACCUUCGGAGAAGGUGUCGGUGACUCCUGGAAAGCUGAAGCUGACAUUUGAGGAGCUGGAAAAGGAGAGGCAGGAGCAGCGGAGGAAGCAAGCUGAGGAAGAAGCCAAACAACGCCUGCUGGAGGAGAAGAAGGCUUUUCAAGAGGCUAAACAGGGAAUGGAAGAAGAUGAAGACAUCAGUCAGGAGGAUCAGGAGGACAAAGAAGAGAUUCGUCCGGGAAAACUGAGGCUGAGCUUUGAGGAGCUGGAGCGACAAAGGGUUGAAGAGGAGCGCAAGAAGGCAGAGGAAGAGACCAAGAGACGCAUGGAGGAGGAGAGGAGAGCUUUUGCCGAAGCAAGGAAGAGCAUGCUCAUAGAUGAAGAUGAUGAAGCACUGAUGGCCUUGCUCAACCUGGAGGGCAGCGAGCCUGGUAAAAUCUGCGUCAGUUUCGAGGAUCUGGAGCGGCAGAGACGCGAGGAAGAGCAGAGAAAGGCUGAGGAGGAGGCGAAGAGGAGACUGGAAGAGGAGAAGAGGCUCUUUGCUGAGGCCCGCAAGAGCAUGAGCCCUAUCCUGGAUCAGGAAAAGUCUGCAUAUGGCGAUGAAACAGAAACAGCGCUGGAAGAUGACGAAGUGAUGGUGAAGACUGAGUCCCAGGAGGCUCUGCAUCCCAGAAGAUUGGAGAUAAACUUUGAGGAGCUCCUAAAAGAAAAGGAGGAGGCUGAGAGAAGACGUAAAGCCGAGGAGCGCAAGAAGAAACUGGAGCAGGAAAAGCAGGAAUUUGAGCAGCUCAGGAAAGAAAUGGGAGAGGAUGAAAUAAAUGAAAGCUCGGAUGUCAUAAGCAAAGAAUACGAGGAGCUGACAAAGCUCAAGAAAACUGGCUCCAUUCAGGCGAAAAACCUCAAGUCCAAAUUUGAGAAAAUCAAGCAGCUGACAGAGGAGGAGAUCCAGAAAAAGAUUGAGAUGGAAAGAGAGCGGAGGAAGGCCAUUGAUGAUGAAAUUAAACAGAGAGAAGCUGAGAGGGCCCAGGAGGAGGAGGAGGAGGAGGAGGAGAGAGAAACAACUUCAGCUCCAUCAGGUGACACACCUUUCAAACAGAAGGUGGACAUGCGGGCCCGAUUCGAACAAAUGGCCAAAGCCAGAGAGGAAGAGGAACGCAGGAGGAUAGAGGAGCAGAAGCUGCAGAGGAUGCAGUUUGAACAGCAAGAGAUUGAUGCUGCCCUGCAAAAAAAGAAGGAGGAUGACGGCGAGGAUGAAAGCAGCAUCAUCAAUGGAUCUGCAGCCUACGAAGAUGAGGAAGAUCACGCGAGGUCCGGGGCGCCGUGGUUUAAAAAGCCCCUCAAGAACCAGUCGGUGGUGGAUUCUGAGCCCGUUCGGUUCACCGUUAAGAUCACCGGGGAGCCGAAGCCUGAGGUCACCUGGUGGUUUGAGGGAGAGAUGCUCCAGGACUGCGAGGACUAUCAGUACAUCGAAAGAGGAGAGACGUACUGCCUCUACCUGCCAGAGACCUUUCCGGAGGACGAGGGGGAGUACAUGUGCAAGGCUGUGAACAGCAGGGGCACAGCAGCGAGUACUUGCAUCCUCACAAUAGAAACUUAUGACUACUGAUGCCCCUCCAUGUUGGAAAGUUUCCGCCGUUGUUUCUCAAUGUAAAACACCAUCCGCUAUGGUCAAAGGGUAGAGGGAAGGACAGUAUGCUUGGCAUUCCGAAGACAAGGAUACACAGCACAUGCGCGCACAUAAGCAAGACAUCGAGAUGUUGUUUACGUAUUCCUCAGUGAGAAAUGCUGCCCGCCCUGUGAGGAUGUUGGAUGAUACUUGUGCCAAAACAGACAGAUUCCUGUUCCAGUGUCAGGGGUCGCUCCGUACUUCAAAUGUUUGAUUGCUUAGUUCAAGAUGCUGUUGAUCUGCCUUGUAAAUAUCAGACUUCAUGGUCCAUAAACAGCGAAAGACACAGACUUGCUCCCAUUCUGAGAGGCAACACAUGUCAAGGCAUCAUUACAGCAGCCGCUUUUCGCAGGAACCAAAUCCGUGUGAGCGUCCAAACUUUUAUAAGCAUAAUCUGACUAGAAAUUAUUGAUUGUUAAAUGAUUUAAUUCAUCCACCCCGUUUUCUCAGAAAUUCUUGAUGAAGAUGUCAUUGUUUAUUGUGAAGAACAACUUUUUCUCGUUUGAUAUUUACAUAAAAGUAGGCUAGCUUGAAUAUUUGUCAUAUUAUAUUAUAAUAGAGAACAAGUUUUAAUAAAAUAAAAACACUGCAUCAUGGCGAUGUCUUUUA